This is a messenger RNA of Loa loa (African eye worm), 2074 nucleotides long. RefSeq names its product LMOD1 protein, variant. Gene Ontology annotation, biological process: myofibril assembly; pointed-end actin filament capping. Bases 91 to 1260 code for a protein of 389 amino acids. The record is from RefSeq and is a predicted model, not a curated record. The transcript has 9 exons. Gene Ontology annotation, cellular component: myofibril. Gene Ontology annotation, molecular function: tropomyosin binding. Lineage: Eukaryota; Metazoa; Nematoda; Chromadorea; Rhabditida; Onchocercidae.
AUUUACAGGUGUACUCUGGCUUUCGUGUGGAAUAGCUUUACCUGUGUGGAAUAGCUUUAUCGCAUUCCUGCAUCUCUCAAGGACGAAGAGAUGAGCGGUAGCAGCAAUUACUAUUCGGAAGAAACUAGAAUAAUAGCACCGGCAGCUCGUACUAAAGUUGGUACUGCUGCGCCGAAAAUCUUUGGCAAAGAGCUACGAGAUUUGGAUGAUGGUGAUCUAGAAGGGCUGUUGUCCAAAUUAUCGCCUGAAGAACUCGAAGAUCUCAAUAGUGACUUCGAUCCUGAUAACUCUUUACUUCCACCAUCACAACGAUGUCGCAACCAAACUAGCAAACAGCCAACUGGACCUUACCAAAGAGAUAAACUGUUGUUGUUCCUCGAGGAAAGCGCAAAACAAGAAGAAGAUUGGGAAGAAUGGGUACCCUUUAGCCCAGGAAUUAAAAGAGGAAAAAUUUAUGAACCGAAAGAAAACAAUGAUAAGAAAUCCGGGAAAAUGGAAAUGCCAAUAGAGCUGGAUUUGGAUGAUGAUGAUGAUGAGGACGAUUUGGAUGAUGCAUUGCAUGAAGCACCUGAAAAAGAUCUCGUUGAUUUAGCUGGUAUUCUGGGAAUGCACAAUCUACUUAACCAGUCACAGUACUACAAUGCUUUGAAGGGUAAAGGUCAGGAUGAAACAACAGGAACUACAUUUAGUGGUGUUGUUAGGGCUUUCGAAGCGAAGAUUCUUCCGGAAGAACCGGAAAAUGAAACGGACGUUGAUGAUUGCAUCAAAAAACUUGAAGCAAACGAUGAGAUGGUAACUGAAGUAAAUAUCAACAACAUGAAGCGAAUAUCGAAGGAGCGUAUCAGAGCUCUCAUUAAAGCUUCCUGUGCUAGCAAGCACAUUAAAAAGCUGUCGAUGGCCAAUACUGCUAUCUCUGAUCAAGAAGCUAGAGGUCUGGUUGAAUUGUUGGAAACAUCGCCAUCACUACGUGUUUUGAAUGUUGAAUCAAAUUUUAUAACACCGGAACUAUUGGCAAAAUUACUACGCGCUACGCUUAUCACCCAAAGUCUGACUGAAUUCCAUGCCGAAAAUCAGCGAGCAAGCGUGUUAGGAAAUCAAAUAGAAAUGGACAUGAUGCUUACAGUAGAGGAGAAUGAAUCACUACUGCGCGUUGGUGUAUCCUUUCAAUCAAUGGAAGCACGUCACCGAGUUUCGGAAGCCCUUGAACGAAAUUAUGAAAGACUGCGACUUCGACGGCUAGGUAAAGAACCACGGGAAUGACGAAUACAUCGAUCAGCGGACUCCUGAUGCGUAAUGCUUCCAUCUGUUUGUUUUCAUCUUUUAAAAAGCUUUAGGAUGCUUUAUCAUCUCUAGUGUUUCUUAUUUCUGGGCCGUCAGCAAUCUUAUCAGUGAAUGAAUUAAACAUAAGUGAUUGGCAAUGUGGACUUUUGGGGUAUUAAUAUGCGAUAUGCAAUUGGCUUACCUCGAAGAGAGGUUGCUUGUCCCGGCAGUUCUAAUAAUCCGUCCGCUGAUCUACCUUGUUGCAUUAUUUUCCUGACUGAUUUGAAUGAGGAACAUGAGCACAUCAAUUUUGACUUUUGAAAUCGGUGGCUGAGGCGCAAAGAAUUGGAGGAGUCCAAGACCUUCAAGGUCCUCGGUGUUAUUUUGUUUUAAACUGUCUUCACAUUUCCGCUCGUGAAACUCUUCUGGAUUGAAUUUGAGAUGCAUACAGUUCAGCCUUUAUGUUGCCAGAUUUGUCGUAAAUCAGUUACAUUCUUCCGAACCACAUGAUAUCCAACUCUAACUUAGCUUCAGCAUGGUCAUGAUGUUCUAUGUUCGCAUUGUAUGUGAUCAUGCGCUUCACUGAAACGAUGGUGACAUCCCUGCUUCAUUCAUUUUUACGAGCUUUUUAGAUCUUUUGAAUUGUUUAAAUUUGUACGUCUUCAUACAUCCAUCCUCCUUCAGUUGCUUUUUCACGAUGAAAUUCAUUGCGGUGUUUUAUGGUUCCAUAUUCCCUCCCCUGCGCUGAUAAUUUCCAAAGGGUUAAAAUGGCAAGAUUUACCUUUGUGUUAUAAUUUGGCAAAGAACUGCUUGG